UACAUCAACAUUCAACACCGAUAAAUUUGUAAUGAUGAAAUUGUGAUCAAAUUAUAUUUUCUCAAUUAGAAAAUGAGUGGAAAUAAAAAUAAACCAGUGAUAGACGCGGGCCUAUGUCGGUGUUGUGGUGCUACAAAGAAAUGUCGCUUAUUAAACGUGGAAUAUGAGUGGCAAGGCAAAAGAGAAGUGUACUCAGAAAUGUUUGUGGAUUGUUUUGGUUUGAUGCUGUCCCAUUUAGAAGUGGAACAAAUGGACCGGCUCAUAUGUGCGACCUGCGUGACGCGGCUACGAGAGGCAUGCUCUUUCAGACACCAAGUGCUGGUCUGUGAACAAAAACUACUGCAAUCUAAGAUACAAGUCCAUGAAGAUAGCACCUCCUCUGAUGUGAAAGUGGAGGUGGUGGUGAAACCGGAGAAUGACGACAGUCAUAUGUAUAGUGAUGAUGAAAGGGAUCUUGAGCCACUCAGCGAUAAUGAAAGUCAAAUUAAAAAUGAAUUGCUGACAGAAAGACAACAAGAUGGAGUAGAUGUUGAAAACACAUUGAAUAAAACGGUACCUGAUGUGGAACAUUUGAAAGCUAAACGGGACAUGUUGGCUAAAUUGAAGAAAAUGAAGGACAAGUUAAAAGUUAUACAGAAAAAAGAUAAAACAAAUAAUUUAACUCAACAACCAUUAGUCACAUCCAACAAAUUCACAGACAAAGAAUUUAACACGUACCACAACACGCUCACUAUAAUCGAGAACUCCUACGUCUGUCCAUUUUUCACCAUCUUCAGCGAUUAUCACUGCAUCUACUGCAGAGAACUGUUCACGGAACCCGACAAACUAAUCGACCACACGAUGACCCACGACCCCAGAGACUACAAAGACGUAGCCAUCGAGAAGAAGAUCCCUUUAAUCGAUAUAACCAGAGUCGACUGUCGAUUAUGCGCCGCUAGAAUCGACGACAUCGAAACACUGAAAAUUCACAUCACUACGGUACACAAUAAAGUGAUAUACGAUGAAAUUGAUACCGAAUUUCUGAAGUUUCGCCUCAAACCGGGGAAAGUGAGCUGUGUGGAGUGUGGCAACACUUUUAGCUUCUUCCACGCGUUGAAACGACACAUGGCCGAGCAUUUUGGCAGCCAUAUUUGUGACGUAUGCGGCGCCCACUACUUCGAUCAGCACGGCCUAUCCAAUCAUAUGAAGACUCACGCCCAGAAACCGGAAGAAACAUACGUUUGCAAACACUGCAGCAAGAAUUUCAAGUCUAAACAUGGUCUUUAUUACCACAUGACGCACAGGCAUAGUACUGUGCCAUCGUAUCCUUGUUACAAGUGUGAUGAAGUGUUAUUCUCAUAUUAUAAAAGAUAUAAACACAUGAUGGAUGUUCAUGGUGAACAUAGAUCGUUUCCAUGUGAGAAUUGUGAUAAAGUAUACAAUAACAGGAAGACUUUAAGAGAACAUAACAAGAAGAACCAUUUGAGGAUACUAAAACAUGAGUGUACGGUUUGUGAUAAGAAGUUCUAUCUGCCAUCAGCUCUGAAAGACCAUAUGAUGUCUCACACAGGAGAGAGGAAUUACCGCUGUGAAUAUUGCGCGAAGACUUACCCUCGACUGCGGGCGUUGAAAGUACAUCUACAAUCCCAUGAGAACGCAAAGAGAUAUAAGUGUGCGUUAUGUAAUAAUGCGUAUACGCAGGCGAAUAAUCUGAAGACGCAUAUGCGUACUAAACAUCAGGGUUUUGAGGUCAAAGAUGAUGAUUGAAAGUACAAACUAAUUUGUAACAAAGAUGUACAGGUUUUGUCAAAUGGAAGAGGAAACUACACAGUAUGUGUCGGCUAAUUUUAUGAAAAUUGGUAAUCUUUAUUCGAAGAAUAGAAAAACAAUAACAGCAUUGCAUAUAUUGCAGAGUCGUUACAUUCUUAAAUCUAUUUUCUCAA
Molecule: messenger RNA, 1922 nt
Organism: Achroia grisella
Lineage: Eukaryota; Metazoa; Arthropoda; Insecta; Lepidoptera; Pyralidae
Product: PR domain zinc finger protein 5-like
Exons: 5
Coding region: 73-1746 (557 amino acids)
Biological process (GO): regulation of DNA-templated transcription
Cellular component (GO): nucleus
Molecular function (GO): zinc ion binding; RNA polymerase II cis-regulatory region sequence-specific DNA binding; DNA-binding transcription factor activity, RNA polymerase II-specific
Source: RefSeq, a predicted model, not a curated record